This is a messenger RNA of Carica papaya (papaya), 1494 nucleotides long. It is a transcript of the gene DIN9, whose product is annotated as Mannose-6-phosphate isomerase, type I. Gene Ontology annotation, cellular component: cytosol. The record is from RefSeq and is a predicted model, not a curated record. Gene Ontology annotation, biological process: carbohydrate metabolic process; GDP-mannose biosynthetic process. Gene Ontology annotation, molecular function: zinc ion binding; mannose-6-phosphate isomerase activity. Lineage: Eukaryota; Viridiplantae; Streptophyta; Magnoliopsida; Brassicales; Caricaceae.
UCUUUCUCUUCUAUUCCAAUUCCAUCUUCAUCUUCGGUCUAUCUUUAAUUUCGUCGUUUCUCUUCUUGUCUUCUUCUUCUUCUCGCUGCUUCAACUUUAUUUCCCUCUCUUUUCUGACCCAUUCUUUAUAUAAACUCUUGAAGAAACCAAAGAGCCAACGACAACUUCAACGCCGGAAAACCAACUUACCCAUCUCAUUCUUUUCAAUCCGCCAUUAACAUUUACAGCCACAAUGGAGAGGCCCAACCCGCUUCAGCGCCUGAGAUGUUCCGUUCAGAAUUACGAUUGGGGCCGACCCGGUGCGGAUUCUCUGGUAGCGACGCUUCACGCGUCCAAUUCCGGUUCACAGAUCGAGUUGCAGAAGCCGUACGCUGAGUUGUGGAUGGGGACUCACGAGUCGGGUCCUAGUUACGUGGUACCCCCCGGGAAUGAAAACGGGGCAGCAUUCGGCUCUGAGAGCGUUAGCUUGAAAUCCUGGUUAUCCCAAAAUCCUAACGUGCUUGGCCGCAGGGUUUUGGAUAAGUGGGGUUGUCAUCUCCCCUUCUUAUUCAAGGUUCUGUCGGUGGCAAAAGCACUGUCAAUACAGGCUCAUCCAGAUAAGAAGUUAGCAGAGACACUGCACAAAUUGCGGCCAAGUGUUUACAAGGAUGACAAUCACAAGCCUGAAAUGGCUUUAGCUAUAACCAAGUUUGAGGCCCUGUGUGGGUUUAUUUCUAUUGAGGAACUAAAGAGCGUGCUUCAUAAUGUUCCUGAGGUUGUAGAACUAGUUGGUGAGGCAGAUGCAGCCGAAGUCUUACGUAUCAAUGAGCAAGACGGGGAGAAGAAAAUAAAAUCUGUUCUUCAGUCGGUUUUUACCCAACUGAUGUCUGCCAGUGCUGAGAUGACAACUAAAGUAGUAAACAAAAUGAAAAAUCGUCUGCAAAUCGAGAGUCAGGUGAGGCAACUAACUGAAAAGGAGCAGCUAGUAUUGCGAUUAGAAGAGCAAUAUGCAGCUGAUAUUGGUGUCAUAUCGGCCUUUUUCCUGAAUUAUGUGAAGCUUAAUCCGAAUGAAGCUUUGUAUCUUGGGGCUAAUGAACCUCACGCAUAUCUAUCGGGUGAAUGCGUUGAGUGCAUGGCAACUUCAGAUAACGUUGUACGGGCUGGCCUCACUCCCAAGCACCGGGAUGUCCAGACUCUUUGUUCCAUGCUCACUUACAAACAGGGCUUUCCUGAAAUCCUGAAAGGAUUCCCUGUGACUCCCUACAUAACAAGGUACCUUCCACCAUUUGAUGAGUUUGAGGUUGAUCUUUGCUCUCUUCCUCGGGGAGCAACGACAGUGUUUCCUGCAAUUCCAGGUCCCUCCAUUUUUCUGGUAACAGGUGGGGAAGGAAUAAUGUUUACAGGAUCAUCAAAAAGCUAUGAAGUCGGAGAGGGAGAUGUUCUGUUUCCAGCAACUGAUACUGAGAUUACACAUACCAAGCCACAUCUGCCCUGAGGCUGUCACAGAGCAGGUGU